Messenger RNA from Sphenostylis stenocarpa, 1302 nucleotides. The record is from the annotation of a GenBank genome assembly. NCBI's taxonomy places the organism in Eukaryota, Viridiplantae, Streptophyta, Magnoliopsida, Fabales, Fabaceae.
AUGGAUCCUCAGGCCUUCAUUAGGUUGUCAAUAGGUUCUCUGGGGUUGCGAUGCACUGGAAUUGAACUGCACACUGGAAAAUCUGGAAUUCAAACACUCUCACUACCUUGUGUUUGUGAGAUUCGGCUUCGAGGUUUCCCUGUUCAAACAUCUUCAGUCCCUGUGAUAUCCUCUGCAGAAGUUACACCUGACACUCAGAACAUUGCCUCUAGCUUUUACCUUGAGGAAUCUGAUUUAAAAGCAUUAUUAGCUCCUGGCUGCUUCUCCAAAACUCAUGGUUGUUUGGAGAUUGUUGUGUUCUCAGGGAGGAAGGGGUCCCAUUGUGGAGUUGGCAUCAAAAGGCAGCAAAUUGGGAUCUUUAAAUUGCAUGUCGGCCCCGAGUGGGGUGAAGGAAAGCCAUUGAUUCUUUUUAAUGGGUGGAUUGGUAUUGGCAAGAAUAAACAGGAGAAUGGAAAGCCAGAUGCAGAGCUUCAUUUAAAAGUGAAACUAGACCCUGACCCUAGAUAUGUAUUUCAGUUUGAAGAUAUCACAACAUUGAGUCCUCAGAUAGUUCAACUGCAAGGAUCUAUCAAGCAGCCAAUCUUCAGUUGCAAGUUUAGUAAGGACAGGGUUUCCCAGAUUGACCCGUUGAGCGCAUACUGGUCAGGUUCUACUACCGAGAUUUCUAACUUAGAGAUAGAGAGGAGAGAAAGAAAGGGGUGGAAGGUGACGAUACAUGAUCUCUCUGGCUCGGCUGUCGCAGCAGCCUUCAUAACAACUCCCUUUGUUCCAUCUUCAGGUUGUGAUUGGGUUGCCAGAUCCAACCCGGGCUCUUGGUUGAUUGUUCGUGCUGACACAGGUCGAUCUGAGAGCUGGCAGCCAUGGGGAAAGCUCGAAGCAUGGCGCGAGCGUGGCAUUAGAGACACUGUUUGCUGCAAGUUCCAUCUUCUGUCAGAAGCUCAAAAGGGAGGUGAACUUCUUAUGUCUGAAAUACACAUAAAUGCUGAAAAGGGUGGAGAGUUUUUCAUAGACACUGAGAAACAUCUGAGAACUGCAACCACAGCAGCAAGUCCAAUACCAAGUCCACAAAGUAGUGGAGACUUUGGUGCCUUGAGUCCAUUGGUUGGAGGUUUUGUCAUGAGUUGCAGAAUUCAAGGUGAAGGGAAGCGAAGUAAACCGUUAGUCCAACUGGCAAUGCGGCACGUGACAUGCGUGGAGGAUGCUGCCAUCUUCAUGGCACUUGCAGCAGCUGUGGACCUCAGUAUUGAGGCGUGUAAACCUUUCCGGAGGAAGGUGAGGAGAGGUUUCUGGCAUUCUAUGUGA